Molecule: messenger RNA, 2583 nt
Organism: Mastomys coucha (southern multimammate mouse)
Lineage: Eukaryota; Metazoa; Chordata; Mammalia; Rodentia; Muridae
Gene: Nelfa
Product: negative elongation factor complex member A
Exons: 11
Coding region: 204-1796 (530 amino acids)
Biological process (GO): negative regulation of transcription elongation by RNA polymerase II
Cellular component (GO): NELF complex
Source: RefSeq, a predicted model, not a curated record
UCCUUUUCGCGGAAACCGAUCGCUCACUCCCGUUCUUGCGCCUCGGCUCGAAGCCUCCAGAAGGCGGGGCCAUUUGCAAUUGCACUGGGCUGUCACUCGAGGCCCCGCCCCACGCCAACGGGUGCCGCCAUGUUGGGGGUCCUCGCUGGGGACACGUAGGCGUCCGCGUAAGAUGCCGGCCGACGCGCGCUGCCGCCGCCAAGAUGGCUUCCAUGCGGGAGAGCGACACGGGCCUGUGGCUGCACAACAAGCUGGGCGCCACGGACGAGCUGUGGGCGCCGCCCAGCAUCGCGUCCCUGCUCACCGCUGCGGUCAUCGAUAACAUCCGCCUCUGCUUCCAUCGCCUCUCAUCGGCCGUGAAGCUCAAACUGCUGCUCGGGACGCUGCAUCUUCCGCGCCGCACGGUGGACGAGAUGAAGGGCGCUCUGAUGGACAUCAUUCAGCUGGCCACGCUGGACUCCGAUCCCUGGGUCCUCAUGGUGGCUGACAUUCUGAAGUCCUUCCCUGAUACAGGCUCCUUGAAUCUGGACCUCGAAGAACAGAACCCCAAUGUUCAAGACAUCUUAGGAGAACUUAGAGAAAAAGUGAGUGAGUGUGAGGCAUCUGCCAUGCUACCACUGGAGUGCCAGUACCUGAACAAGAAUGCCCUGACCACCCUUGCUGGGCCCCUCACCCCACCAGUGAAGCAUUUUCAGCUAAAGCGGAAACCUAAGAGUGCCACACUGCGGGCAGAACUGCUGCAGAAAUCUACCGAGACAGCCCAGCAGCUGAAGAGAAGUGCAGGGGUCCCAUUCCAUGCCAAGGGCCGGGGCCUGCUCCGAAAGAUGGACACUACAACCCCUCUCAAAGGUAUCCCGAAGCAAGCUCCCUUCAGAAGUCCCACCACACCCAGCGUCUUCAGCCCUUCUGGGAACCGGACUCCAAUACCACCUUCGAGGACACCACUGCAGAAAGAAAGGGGUGUGAAGCUGCUGGACAUUUCUGAGCUGAAUACGGUUGGUGCUGGCCGAGAGGCAAAGAGGAGGAGGAAGACUUUAGACACAGAAGUGGUAGAAAAGCCCACCAAGGAAGAGACAGUUGUUGAGAAUGCCACCCCUGACUAUGCUGCUGGCCUCGUGUCCACUCAGAAACUUGGGUCUCUGAACAGUGAGCCAACACUGCCCUCCACAAGUUACCUGCCCUCUACACCCAGUGUGGUACCUGCCUCAUCUUACAUCCCCAACUCUGAGACUCCCCCAGCUCCACCCUCCCGGGAAGCCAGCCGGCCACCUGAGGAACCCAGCACCCCAAGUCCCACACUGCCAACACAGUUUAAACAAAGAGCACCUAUGUAUAACAGUGGCCUGAGCCCAGCUACACCAACACCUGCAGCACCUACCUCACCUCUGACACCUACUACUCCCCCAGCUGUCACUCCCACUGCUCAGACACCCCCAGUGGCCAUGGUGGCCCCUCAGACGCAGGCUCCUGCCCCUGUUCAGCAGCAACCUAAGAAGAACCUGUCCCUCACGAGAGAACAGAUGUUUGCUGCCCAGGAGAUGUUCAAGACUGCAAACAAGGUCACUCGGCCAGAGAAGGCCCUCAUUCUGGGCUUCAUGGCUGGCUCUCGAGAGAACCCAUGCCCGGAGCAGGGGGAUGUGAUCCAGAUCAAGCUCAGCGAGCACACAGAGGAUCUACCCAAGGCAGACGGCCAGGGCAGCACCACCAUGCUGGUGGACACAGUGUUCGAGAUGAACUACGCUACAGGCCAGUGGACACGCUUCAAGAAGUACAAGCCUAUGACCAACGUGUCCUAAGUGCUGUCUCUGCUGCUGACCCUCAUCAGACCAGGGGACAAGUUUUGCUGGCUGUGCUGAGUGACCUGAGCAGAUACCGAAGGAUGUGCUCCACCCAGCACCUGCUAGCCACAGGCUCCUGGGCCCCAGCUAUCUCCCUGGGGAGUUUAGGCUUAUUUUUUAUAUUUUAAUGAGUUAGUUUUUUGUGUGACUAAGAUACUUUUUUUUUGAUUCAAUAUUAUGUUUUGAAUGCAAACCAAAAGUUACUUCAUAAUUUUAGUGCCUGUUUGACUUUUACCUUUUUUAUUUCUUCUUAAAAAAAAAAAAGUCCUGGCUGAGAGGGCUUCUCUCUGCUUGUGCAUGCCCUCCCUCGUGAGGUUGACACCUGGCAGUCUAGGGUGUGAGGGGGGCUAUGACCAGCCUUGAUGCCGUUACCUACCUACCAGGGAUUUGUAUGUCUUUUGUACAGUUGUAAACAUUUUAAACCUGUGCCUGGGUUCCUAUUUUCAUUGUAAAAUGACCUGAGUAUUAAAGUUUAGUUUUUCUAAACAAAGCCCGCAGAGCUGUGAUUCAGGCUAGCUUGAUUCCCUGCUCUGAGACCAAACUCCUCCAUAUACAGCUGUCAGAACCUGGGAGAGGAGAGGCAGGGUUGGGAGAUAAGACUUCCUGAAAACAGAGGUAGGUCAAUGAGUAGAGCAACUGUGGGCACCCAGGAAGUGGAGGAGUCAGACACAGUUACAUAUUAAAUAAGUGUAAGAAAAAAGGCCUUUGAAGUUUUUUUAAUAAAAAAAUACUCAUUACAGUUCUC